Saccoglossus kowalevskii is the source of this 1227-nucleotide messenger RNA. Its product is annotated as trophinin-like. The record is from RefSeq and is a predicted model, not a curated record. Lineage: Eukaryota; Metazoa; Hemichordata; Enteropneusta; Harrimaniidae.
AUGUUUAAUAACCGGUAUAUGUUUAGGUUUAGUGUACCAUUUAGUAGACGUACACACGCCACUCCGGGAUUUAGUGUACCAUUUAGUAGACGUACAUACGCCACUCCGGGAUUUAGUGUACCAUUUAGUAGACGUAUAGGCACCACUCCGGGAUUUAGUGUAUCAUUUAGUAGACGUAUAUGCACCACUCCGGGAUUUAGUGUACCAUUUAGUAGACGUACACACGCCACUCCGGGAUUUAGUGUACCAUUUAGUAGACGUACAUACGCCACUCCGGGAUUUAGUGUACCAUUUAGUAGACGUAUAGGCACCACUCCGGGAUUUAGUGUAUCAUUUAGUAGACGUAUAUGCACCACUCCGGGAUUUAGUGUACCAUUUAGUAGACGUACAUACACCACUCCAGGAUUUAGUGUACCAUUUAGUAGACGUACACACGCCACUCCGGGAUUUAGUGUAUCAUUUAGUAGACGUAUAUACACCACUCCGGGAUUUAGUGUAUCAUUUAGUAGACGUACACACGCCACUCCGGGAUUUAGUGUACCAUUUAGUAGACGUAUAUACACCACUCCGGGAUUUAGUGUAUCAUAUAGUAGACGUACAUACGCCACUCCAGGAUUUAGUGUACCAUUUAGUAGACGUACAUACGCCACUCGGGGAUUUAGUGUAUCAUUUAGUAGACGUACAUACGCCACUCCAGGAUUUAGUGUACCAUUUAGUAGACGUAUAUACACCACUCCGGGAUUUAGUGUAUCAUUUAGUAGACGUACGUACGCCACUCCAGGAUUAAGUGUAUCAUUUAGUAGACGUACAUACACCACUCCGGGAUUUAGUGUAUCAUUUAGUAGACGUACACACGCCACUCCGGGAUUUAGUGUACCAUUUAGUAGACGUAUAUACACCACUCCGGGAUUUAGUGUAUCAUAUAGUAGACGUACAUACGCCACUCCAGGAUUUAGUGUACCAUUUAGUAGACGUACAUACGCCACUCGGGGAUUUAGUGUAUCAUUUAGUAGACGUACAUACGCCACUCCAGGAUUUAGUGUACCAUUUAGUAGACGUAUAUGCACCACUCCAAGAUUUAGUGUACCAUUUAGUAGACGUACAUACGCCACUCCGGGAUUCAGUGUAUCAUAUAGUAGACGUACAUACGCCACUCCGGGAUUUAGUGUACCGUAUAAUAAAGUUCUUGAAUGUGGCGUCCUAAUUCCGUGUUAUAUUCAAAAUUAA